Messenger RNA from Fibroporia radiculosa, 2112 nucleotides. RefSeq lists its product as uncharacterized. Gene Ontology annotation, molecular function: clathrin binding. The transcript has 10 exons. Gene Ontology annotation, cellular component: membrane coat. Gene Ontology annotation, biological process: vesicle-mediated transport; intracellular protein transport. The coding region runs from base 1 to 2112 and encodes 703 amino acids. The record is from RefSeq and is a predicted model, not a curated record. Lineage: Eukaryota; Fungi; Basidiomycota; Agaricomycetes; Polyporales; Fibroporiaceae.
AUGAGUGGACAGGGAGCUCAAGAUGCAAAGUUCUUUCAGCGGGGAAAGAUACAGGAAUUCCGCGCCGAGCUGCAGGCAGCGGAGACUAAGGACAAGAAGUUUACGAAACGCAAGACUGUUCUCAAAAAGAUAGUCGCGAACAUCACCAUGGGUAAUGAUAUGUCAUCUUUGUUCGGUGAUGUCAUCCAAUGCCUCAGUAUUCCAUCACUUGAAAUCAAGAAGAUGGUCUACCUAUUUCUUGUAUGCUAUGGUCGAACCAAGGCAGAUCAAAUACGACAUGUUAUACCUAGUUUCUUACAGGACUGCGAAGAUCGGAAUCCACUGAUUCGGGCUCUAGCCAUACGUACCAUGUCUUACAUCCCUGCACCGAUAGCAGUCGAGGAACUAGAAGACCCCCUACGCAAUUGCUUGAAGGAUCAAGACCCCUAUGUGCGUAAGACAGCAGCCAUAUGUGUUGCAAAAAUGUACACGUCGGAUCCACGUAAAGCCGAGAGAGGUGGCUUCGUGGAGCUAUUACGCGAUCUACUGUUGGACACCAAUGCGACUGUUGUGGCCAACGCCGUAGCUGCACUGUCUGAAAUUGGAGAUCGACAAGAUGGUGUUAUCUUUAAGCUAAAUCUGACUGUUGCCAACAAGCUCCUCGCAGCGCUGGGUGAGAGUUCGGAAUGGGGGCAAAUCUAUAUACUGGAUUCAUUACUACGAUAUGUUCCCGAGAAGCACGAAGAUGCUGAGCUUAUGGCAGAGCGUGUUAUUAUAGAACUCCAACACGCGAAUUCCGCGGUCGUGCUAACCGCCAUCAAAGUCUUGCUUUACCUGAUGAACUACAUGCAGAAUCGCCAACUAAUGGACUAUAUCUGCAAGAAGAUGGGCCCCCCCUUAGUAACACUACUAUCAUCUGGGCCUGAAGUCCAAUAUGUCGCAUUGCGGAAUAUUCUGCUCAUUAUCCAGCGACGACCACAAGUUCUCAAGAAUGACGUCAAGGUAUUCUUCUGCAAGUACAACGAUCCAAUAUAUGUCAAGCUUGCCAAAUUGGAAAUUAUGUAUCGCCUUGCACGGGAUGAGAACGCACGGGAAGUAUUAGCAGAGCUGCAAGAAUAUGCUUCGGAAGUGGACAUCGAUUUCGUGCGGAAAGGGGUGCGCUCGAUUGGGCGACUUGCAAUCAAAGUCUCGUCCGCUGCAGAUGACUGUAUUAAAGCUCUCCUUGAGCUGAUUGAGACCAAGGUGACAUAUGUAGUCCAAGAGGCCGUAAUCGUCAUCAAAGACGUCUUCCGAAGGUAUCCUGGCAAAUACGAAGGCAUUAUUCCUACUCUGUGUCAAAACCUGGAUGCUUUAGAUGAGCCUGAAUCAAAGGCAGCGAUGAUUUGGAUUGUCGGCCAAUACGCGAACAGGAUAGAGAACGCGGACGAGCUUAUGGAUGAUCUAACGUACAAUUUCCUGGAGGAGCCCACAGAAGUGCAACUGGCUCUUCUAUCCGCCGCAGUGAAGUUGUUCAUCUACAAAGCACAGUCGGAAACAAGCAAAGCUCUCGUCCACAAGAUAUUGAAGUGGGCCACGGAGGAAGUGGAUAAUCCAGAUCUUCGAGAUCGUGGAUUCAUGUACUGGCGCCUGCUCGCAAUCAACCCGACUGUUGCAGGGGAGAUAGUCCUUGCAGAGAAGCCUGCCAUCACGACAGACGCUGAUCGGAUGGAUCGGGGUGCUCUGGACCAGCUUCUGUUGCACACAGGAACGCUAGGUAGCAUAUACCACAAGAACCCGGAGGCCACACUGAACCCGUUAUCACGACAAGUGCUCGUUCCAGUGACGCGAGUAGCGUUGCCUCCAAAUACUAUUCGCAUUCCUAGUGUGGGCAUCCCCUACACGAGUAAUGUUCCAGCACCAACGCCACAGACGAAUGGCACAAGCGCGUCGUCACCGCCUGUAAUAUCAGCAUCCACUGAUCUGCUGAGCAUGUCUCAAUCACAGGAUGCCGGUGACGAUGGGGAUGCAGACGAAUAUAUCCCCGCACCACUACAAGCGGUAUCAUCAGACGACCCAUAUGCGAACCUGGACAAUGCAUUCGGAGGCUACAUGACUGACGAGCCGCGACCACAGCAGGGCGGUCUGCUGUUCUAA